CCGCAGUUAACCCUGCUUUCUCCCCCCCUAUUCCUCCUCCUCUGGUUGCCUUUCAGAGCUGCUGCCUCUUUCGCUGAGCCAAGAUGCAUCGCACCACCCGCCUCAAGAUCACCGAGCUGAACCCGCACCUGAUGUGCGUGAUCUGCGGAGGGUACUUCAUCGAUGCCACCACCAUCAUCGAGUGCCUCCACUCCUUCUGUAAGACCUGCAUCGUGCACUACUUGGAGACCAGCAAGUAUUGUCCGAUUUGCGACGUCCAAGUUCACAAAACCAGGCCCCUCUUGAACAUAAGAUCAGAUAAAACUCUCCAAGACAUUGUCUACAAGUUAGUGCCAGGCCUUUUCAAAAAUGAAAUGAAAAGAAGAAGAGACUUUUAUGCUGCUCAUCCCUCUGCUGAUGCUGCCAAUGGCUCUAAUGAAGACAGAGGAGAAGUUGCAGACGAAGACAAAAGGAUUAUAACAGAUGAUGAGAUCAUAAGCCUAUCCAUCGAGUUCUUUGACCAAAACAGAGUUGAGCGGAAAGGAAAUAAAGAAAAAGAGAAAUCCAAAGAGGAG
This is a messenger RNA of Sceloporus undulatus (fence lizard), 554 nucleotides long. RefSeq names its product polycomb complex protein BMI-1. Gene Ontology annotation, molecular function: promoter-specific chromatin binding. Gene Ontology annotation, biological process: negative regulation of transcription by RNA polymerase II. The record is from RefSeq and is a predicted model, not a curated record. Lineage: Eukaryota; Metazoa; Chordata; Lepidosauria; Squamata; Phrynosomatidae. The transcript has 6 exons. The annotation marks the transcript as partial. Gene Ontology annotation, cellular component: PRC1 complex.